UUUGUAAAUUUUAGGGUCCAGUCCUGUGUUAAGCAAUAAGCUUGUGUAACUUUUAUUUUGUUUACAGAUUACUCGAUUCUGAUAAAUUCUUUAUUAAUAAUAGUCAUCAAUUUAGAAUGAUUCCGUUUUUGCUAAAUAUUUUAUUAUGACGAGGGAAAAUUGAAUAGUACCUCUAUUAUGUUUAAUAUAACUGAAUGUAUGUCUUGGUAUUUCAUGUUAUCUCUUAAAUGCUAUGGAGAAUAAAAAAGAUAAAUGGGAUGUAUUAGCUACGGUUAAGUCAUUUGAUUUAGGCAUACCCCAUAACAGUCAACAUGAAUCUGUUCUACGCCAUAGUGUUCAACAAAUAGAUUUGGUCAACUCUACUGCAACUACACCUAUUAGUCUACUUGUCCAAUCUCUUGUCAAGCAACUAUGCUCUCUCUUAGAAAAAGAUUACUCAAAAGCCAACCAACUGUACAAUACAAUAUGUGAAAAACUACACAGCAUGAACCUCAUAGAUGAUUCAUAUGCUAUGGGUGAAUUUGAAGUUAUGAGAAGCCAAUACCAAAGGGCAUUAUAUCAACUAGUUACAGUAGCCAGUGGCUCCGAGAUACCCAUCACCCUGCCAGCUACAUGGCCCUUGACUUCAUCUGGCCUAGAGUGGUCAAGGUAUCAUAAAGAGUUUGAGGAACUGUACUUCAUUGCUGGAGGUGGUUUUGGAAGUGUUUUCAAAGCGCGGCACAGACUUGAUGGUGUGGAAUAUGCCAUCAAAAAAGUACACAUUAAAUCAUCUGAUGUGAAUUCUAUAAUGACUCACCUGGCAGAAGUUAAGACAAUAGCAAGUUUAAAUCAUCCAAAUAUUGUUAAUUAUAAGGCUGCAUGGCUAGAGCCAUUAAUAGAAUCUACUGUAAAGAAAAAACGUAAAUUCCACAUGGACAUCAAUACUGAUGAAUUGUCUCUGGGCACAAACAAAGUUUCUACAGUCUACUCAAAUAUCAUGAGGUCAUUUAAAACUUACAAUUCUAAGGAUUUAACAAAGAAACACAGUCAGUCCGAUUUUGUGAUUUCAUUUAAAAAUUCUAAUAGUUUUGAUAAUGAGAAUUCACUUGAAGUGGAAACUGAGAGUGAAGAUGAGUCAACCACACCAGAACAGAAUGCUAUCUGUAAAUUUUUGACAAGUAAAGAAUAUGAAAACUGCUCUCGGGUAAACUUAAAAUGGGCAACACUUUAUAUUCAAAUGACAUACUGCCAGCAAACCUUGAAGCAAUGGCUGGAUGAUAGAAAUAGCCGCAUGUCAUUAUCGCGUAAAGGUUCAGAUGAUAUAACUCUUCAGCAGAGUGAAACUCACGAAUCGAGUUCAUUUGAGUCUCAUAUAUCGCCAGAAUCAAUAUUUCCGGUAGCAUGGACACAUAUUGAUAUACUUAUAGAUAUGUUUACGCAAUUAGUCCAUGGUCUGCAUUACAUUCAUUCCAAAGGGAUAAUUCAUCAUGAUGUGAAGCCAAGUAAUGUAUUUGUGGGUCUGAGUGAUCAUAACACUCCUCUAGUGCAACUGGGUGAUUUUGGUCUGGCCUGUCCCUUACAACAGUCACACAGCGGAUUGGCUUUGGGCACACAUUUGUACGCUGCACCGGAACAGUUGGAUGGCCAAUGUAAUCCUAAGAGUGACAUGUACUCACUCGGAAUUAUCCUCCUCGAGUUAGUGGAACCGUUCAACACAGAUAUGGAGCGUGUUAAAACUAUAACUGACUUACGGAAAGGACAAAUACCAGCACAUCUUACUGCAAACUAUCCUAAAGUAGCACACAUCAUUGGAAAACUAGUUCAGCGAAGACCAAGCAAGAGAUUAGACACUAAUCAAUUGUUAGAAGAAUUAAGAAAUGUCAAAGAGAACAAAGAUGCUACAAUCCAAUCAUUGAGGGAGGAACUCGCUGCCAAGGAUGAUGAAAUAGCUAAAUUAAAAAUGAUUCUUGCUAAGUUGAAUUAUAAGUAGGCAUACACGGGUAUUCUAUUUUUUUUUCUCUUUUGAAAUUCACAAUCCUUACUUAAAUAUUUUACUUAAGGUAUGUACGACAAUUAAGUACCAUACACUUAUUAAACCGAAUAAUAGUUUGACUAAUAAUAAUAUUAUUUGAGUAGUAGGAAGCGGUUUACAGAAUCUUUCAAUAUUUUAUAUUCUGUUAAUACCUGUUCUACUUCAUUCACUAUAGAUCAAAAUGUGUUGGGUACAAAAUUGAUACAUAGUAAUAUACCGGUGGUCAUUUUCAACGCCACAUCCAGAGAAAGUACUUUAUACACUGUAAUUUACACAUUGCCAUUACUUAGGCUGAGAUCUAUAGAACAUACUUAGACUUUGCUCCGACUUUACUCACUAAAAACUGAGUGUGAUUAAACGCGAACUUGGCUUUUUGCAUUAUGCUGUCUUAGCUUAAGCUCAGCGUAAUUUCAGAUGUCAAUUGACUGUAAAAACGUAAUCAAAGUUUAAGUUUUUUGUGAGUGCCUUCAGUAUUAAGAGACUUAGGCUGCGAUGAAAAUGUCCAUCCUGUAAUAUACAAUAAUAUUGUUGUGACUAUAUUUGAUUGACAUGUUUAGAUGCAUAAUGAAUAUUAAUGAGAUUUUAAUGAAUUAUUGUAAUACAUAAAUUACAAGUACUAAACUUAUAAAAGUAAAAUAAAGAAGCCCUUAAAUGUUUUUAAACUUUUAUCAUCGCCGGACUUUUACUUUGUAAUAAUUUUGACGGGUACUCACGAUAUUUAUUUUAUUAAUUGCUGAUAUUUCGAUCCAAUUGCAUGAAUCUUGGUCGCAGCGGAACUGCGGAGGCCGCGAGAACUCUUGACACAUUUACAUUUGACACUAAUAGUACAUCAAUCUGUCCACGUGGCGCGUAAUUCGUUUUGGUCUUUGAUUCGCUAAUUCACGACCCACACUACUGACGACGUCCAUUCUUUCGGGUUUUUUUGUUGCAUUUGUACUGCAGCAAUGAAGCUGCAGUUAAUAUAUAUAUCGUGAGUACCCGUCAUGAUUAUUACAAAGCCUUUAUUAUUUUCGAAGUCUAGUACAAUAAUUGAACAAACUUAAACAGAUAAUCAACUAGAAGUACUAUUCUUAUAAGUACAUAAUUUUAUUCAGAUUUCCGUUCAAUACACAAAUUAAAUAAUACUUGGCGUCAUUAUUACUUAGUAUUGAACAGAUCUGUGUGUCUGACUGUCUGCUAUAAUAAAUAAUGGAGUGUGUUAUGAUUAGUGUAAAAGUUAUUGUAGUUAAUAAUAUUAUGUACUUACUUAAAUUGUAUGAAUGCUGUAUGUGUUUGAUUCCUAGCAUUUUAAAUUGUGCAAAUGUGUUAAAUAAACAAUAUAAACAUGA
Messenger RNA from Leptidea sinapis, 3339 nucleotides. Its product is annotated as eukaryotic translation initiation factor 2-alpha kinase 1-like. Gene Ontology annotation, molecular function: protein kinase activity; ATP binding. Bases 233 to 1969 code for a protein of 578 amino acids. Gene Ontology annotation, biological process: protein phosphorylation. The record is from RefSeq and is a predicted model, not a curated record. The transcript is spliced from 3 exons. NCBI's taxonomy places the organism in Eukaryota, Metazoa, Arthropoda, Insecta, Lepidoptera, Pieridae.